This is a messenger RNA of Mytilus californianus (California mussel), 1839 nucleotides long. RefSeq names its product collagen alpha-1(XII) chain-like. The coding region runs from base 378 to 1553 and encodes 391 amino acids. NCBI's taxonomy places the organism in Eukaryota, Metazoa, Mollusca, Bivalvia, Mytilida, Mytilidae. The transcript is spliced from 5 exons. The record is from RefSeq and is a predicted model, not a curated record.
CGAGUGUCACUUCAUUUUAACAUUCUUACAAUGAACGUUGCAUAAUUACAUUUGUCUCAUAUUCAGCCUUGAAAUUUGAUGUGUUGAAAACAGUUAAUUGAAAUACGACUAACGAAAGGAAAAAAAUAGAGAAGGGAACAUUAAUUUUGAAAGGUUAUAUAUGAUUGUAUAUAAUUCAAAGAACUCGUGUAAUAGAAAGAUUUCAACUGUCACAUGAAGCUAUAAAUGUUUAGACUUGAUUACAGACAAAAGAAGAACUAUGUAUGUCCAAUGGAGAUAUACAAGAAAUAAUAAGGAGAAAAGGUGUUACCAUAAACUUUGAAUCAAACAAAAAGAAGAAAAUACGGCACUGAGGAUUCAAUAGAAAAUGGUUAUUCAUGGGACAGCUAAUCAUCAUCUUGUGUACCGCGUUCUAUUUAAUUAUAAUGUUAACCAGUACACGUUCUGCAAAAAAUGACAUAUCAUUUUUGGUUGAUACCACUGAUGACGUUUCGCAAGACGAAUUUUAUCAAAUCAUCGACUUCAUUUACAACAUAACGAGUAGAUUGAUAAUAGGACCGAAUGACAGUAUGGUGGCUCUAGUCACAUUUAACACAUCUCCUAAGACACAGUUUCAUUUCAACGAUAUAAGCGACAAAUCAAGUUUACUGGAUGCUAUUAUGUCAAUUAAAAACAACAGUUUAACAGGUACACGUGAAACGCACUUGGCAUUAAACCAUAUUGGAGACAAUAUCUAUGUUUCAUCUCAAGGAAUGAGGACAGACGCACAGUCUUCGAUGCUACUUAUCACGUAUGGAAAGUCACAAUCUCCAACACAAACACAAUUCGCUGCAUUUUUCUUAUCAUCGACAGUUCAAGCUAUUUACGUUAUAGGAGUUGGAUCGAUGAUGUAUGACCCAACUGAAAGAACUGAUUUUCCAAAUAUAGCUAGUUCAACAGAAAACAUAUUUUAUAUAGAAGAAAUUCCAUAUCUAUGCCAUUACAUCUUAAAUAUAACUAUUAAACUUGAUUCGAAUGCCACACAGUCCGAAGUUGAUGGUUGCCCAGAAAUUACAACCACUUCGACAACAACAACAACAAUACCAACAACAACAGAAAUGGAAACAACAGAAUUUACAUAUUCAACAGUAUUAACAUAUUCAACAGAAUUAACAUAUUCAACAGAAUUAACAUAUUCAACAGAACUAACAUAUUCAACAGAAUCAACGUAUUCAACAGACUCUUUAUCCAAAGAACAAACAAGUAAAACAUUAAACAUAGGUGACCGUGCAAUAAUAGUUGUGUCAGUUAUUACUGUGGUGUUGGUACUAGUCACCGUAAUCGUUGGGAUAACCGUUAUAUAUUACUUAUUAAAAUACAGAAAACGAAAGCGAUGCUUGGAACUAAUAACUGUCCUUGCUCGUGAAUAUCCAGACAUGAAAAAUGGAUUAGGACCUUCACGAGUGAAAUAUAUAGAAACAAAACAUGAAUAUAAAAAUGUACAUUCUACGAAGUUUCAUACUUUUUUGAAACUGAGCAUGAUAAGCAAUGGUACCAAAAUAGUUUGUCGUUGAAUAUUAACAAUGCAUACAAUUUUCCCUUUGUGUUCAAAAAGCAUAAUUUCAGACUAAGUAAUUUGUAUAGCUCAACUGUUCAUUUCGAAACUAUUAUGAAAGGAAAAAAAAAAACAAAGAUAUUUUGAACAUUAUUUGUACAUGUACUUUGUAAACGUCAAAAUAUGUGAAACUACAAAGCAAUCAUUUAACAUAAUACUGUAAAUAGUAUUGAAAAGUAUGUCUGUAAAAAAUCCUCCUCAUAUUUGAAACCAUGUUGUAUUUUCAAUAAAUAGUUUUAGUAUGA